CUCGGCAAUUGCUCUUGGGAACCAACAACAACUCUGUGUGUGUGUGGUGUUAAGGCAGCGACAGGAACGCUCGCAGGUUUUGGAUUAAACGCUCCGAUACAAACUGCUGCACCAUUCCUGGUGAGGGUGUCUGCUGAUCGGUGGCAGGUUGAUGCUUCUGUCCCGCCCAUGUUGGUCACCUUGAGCAUCCUGUGCGGAAAACACCAGAGUGGAUGUCUUGAACCAUGAAUGUCUUGGGAUCUCCAUCAAGGCAAUCCAAUGGAGUGGCUAGAUCAGACAGCAAGAUCAGCGCCAAAGCACUCUUUGAGCAAAGGAAAAAAUAUUCCAACUCCAAUUUUAUUAUGCAUGAGACAUCACAGUAUCAUGUUGAGCAUCUGUCAACCUUCAUCAUGGACAAGACCGAAGCCAUCGUCACUGUGGACGACGCCAUCAAGAAACUUGUCCUUCUUGAUUCAAAAGACAAAAUCUGGACCCAGGAAAUGCUCCUGCAGGUCACUGAUAAGGCAGUCAGGCUGCUGGACUGUGACACACAGGAGGAGCUGGAAAACUUCCCUCUUACUACAAUCCAAAUGUGUCAGGCCGUACUGAAUCAGACACGAUACCCCUCCGUGCUGCUACUCGUGUGUCAGGACAAUGAGCAGCACAAACCUGACAUCCACUUCUUCCACUGUGACGAGGUGGAGGCUGACUUGGUUCACGCAGAUAUAGACAGUGCCCUCGGAGACAACAAAUAUGGCAAGAAAAUGAGGCUGCAGACACUCAAAAUUAACCAGGAGAAAAUGAAGUAUCACAGAGAGACAAUCCUUCCCCAGUCGCCCCAUAAGGGCCCCUCUCUUGCUAAGGGACGCGUUGCUGCACCAAACCCACAAGACAGACGAAGCUCUGGACACAAUGACCCAGAGACGCAUGAAAGGUUGGCCCAGCGCAUUGAGAAGGAUGUGCAAAUCCUCAACUGUGCACUGGACGAUAUUGAGAUUUUUGUGGCGCGGGUGCAAAAGGCAGCUGAAGCCUUUUCCCAGCUCAACCAGCGCAACAAGAGUAAGAAGAAUAAGAAGAAAGGACCAGCAGAGGGCAUGUUGACCCUGCGAGCCAAGCCCCCCUCUGAGGAAGAGUUCAUCGAUAGCCUGCAGAAACUCAAGCUAGCCUUCAACCUCUUGGCCAAACUGAAGAAACACAUCCAGAAUCCAAGCGCAUCAGAGUUGGUGCAUUUCCUCUUUGGCCCUUUGGAACUGGUGCUGCAAAGUUGUGGGAGUCCUGAGCUGGCACGUUCUAUUAUCGCUCCCCACCUCUCCAAAGAUGCUGUUGACUUCUUGCGGGGUCACCUGACCCCUAAAGAGACCACCAUCUUUGAGCUUCUUGGGGAAGGCUGGACCAAACCGAGAGCUGAGUGGCCGAGGGAUCAGUGUGCUCCUCCUUACUAUCCCAAGUUCCGCAAUGGCUGGGAACCUCCAGCAGAGCUCUUCAAGACAGUCCCGUGGGAAACAGAGGGUCCCAAUGGGCCUCUGGGUUCCCCCAUCAGCCCUGAUUACAGGAAGCACUCAGCUGAGGAUUUUUAUGGAACGCAUUCCUCAAACUCAUCCAAUGGGUCCUACAAUGGGAUGCCCCCCACCCGCAAAUAUGCCAAAAUCCGCUACCACUUUGUAGCGCGGAAUGCCAACGAGCUGUCAGUACUGCAGGAUGAAAUUCUAGAGGUGAUAGAGGACGACAAACAGUGGUGGAAACUACGGAAUCGUAGCGGCCAAGCGGGCUACGUCCCUUAUAACAUCCUGGAUGUGGUCAAGAUAGAAGAGCCUGAUGGAAUGUACAGCCAGCAUGGCUAUGGUGCAUCAUCCCCUGGUUCCCUGAGCCCAAGUGACAGCUUCAGCAAAGGUCGACACAAAGACAAAUGUGAGGAAUCUCCCAAAAUUACAUUUUACUUGAACCAACAGACGCUCAUGUCUUCGUAUGUGUCCCGACAUGUUUCAGUGAUGGAUGAGGUCAACAAUGAGCUUCUCAUGAUGAUCACCGCUAACAAAAGCCAGCCGCCCACCAGAAAGUUUCGUGUGGAGCGAGCAGCCGCCAGUCAAGUGCCACUCUCCUACAACUCCAGCCCGGAACAAGUGAAGACUUGGCUCAGCGCAAAGGGAUUUUCUCAGCCGACAGUGGAAUGUUUGGGCAUCCUGACUGGAGCUCAGCUCUUCUCUCUCAACAAAGAUGAGCUGAAGGCGGUGUGUGGAGACGAAGGUGGUCGUGUCUACUGUCAGAUAACUGUGCAGAAGACACAAAUAGAGAAGUCGAAUGGGGACUCUGAGCUUCAGGAGAUCAUGAAGCGCAGACAGGAGCGUAUUGACUCGGGCAGCACAGACUGAAACUUCACAACAUCACUCCUUACAAUUUCAUAAUCAAUCUGCUGUUCAUUAGGACCUACGUAACAGAGCAUAUUCACAUGUUGUACACAUUUUAAUUGUAUAUUUAUUUUCUAUCUCCCAUGUAUACAGAUAAAUUUGUUGUCCCUAAUGUUCCAAUUUGUGUGGACAAACAAAUGUCUUAUGUACAGUUUAGUUUAGUGUGUGUGUGUGUGUGUGUGUGUGUGUGUGUGGGACAUGCAUGUGCAGUACAGUACGUGAUUGUAGAGUCAUUGUGGUCUGUGUUGAUGUUUUUUGUCAAUACUGGUAAUGGUAUAGAUUAUUUUGAACAUGCAAACAAUUUACAUAGCAGUGCAUCAUGUUUACACUUGCACAAUUCAACAUGUCCAACAAGUCAUAUUGCAGCUGUGAAGCGAAUGAGAAGAUUGUUCCAUAAUUUGUGCCAGGAUGUUUGAUAUUUUCUGCUAUGUAGCCAAUGAUUUGAAUAUUAGUGUUUACAGUGGGAAUACAUGACACACCCCUAACGGAAAUAUUAACGAUUAUUAUCGUCCCUUUUGAUGGCCUGACUUUGUCAGUUUUGACUAAGGAUGUAUUAAGCCGAUGUUGCCCGAGUGUUGCCGAGUGGACCGGAAGGGUCGGUAGUACCGGAGAGGAUUUGUUUUUUGUGAAAGUUAAAAUACAGGAAAUGACCAUAAUAAAGUGGGAGGAAACUGGGAAAGAAGGACACAAUAUGAAUUUCCUGGGGUAAACGCGAGGGUUGACAAGUAUGACCCAGGUUCAAGUACAUCUUCACACAAUUAUGUCCUCAGAGAAAUGUACAAUCAUUCCGAAUGCAGUGUAAAUUAUAGUCAAAUGCUGGUUGUUGUCUUUGCUGUGUUGUAUUGUCCAGGGAACCACACAGACGGCAAUAUGAAAAUACAUUUUAACAAGGCUACAUUAUUCUGGCAUAUUAGUUGAUGAAAUCAAAUGGACUGUAAAUAUGUUGCAAAACAAUCUGAUUAAAAGUUGGUAAAUGCGUGACACCGAA
This is a messenger RNA of Dunckerocampus dactyliophorus (ringed pipefish), 3372 nucleotides long. RefSeq names its product EPS8 like 2 (gene eps8l2). Gene Ontology annotation, cellular component: vesicle; plasma membrane; ruffle membrane. Lineage: Eukaryota; Metazoa; Chordata; Actinopteri; Syngnathiformes; Syngnathidae. Gene Ontology annotation, biological process: positive regulation of ruffle assembly; regulation of Rho protein signal transduction; Rho protein signal transduction. Bases 225 to 2348 code for a protein of 707 amino acids. Gene Ontology annotation, molecular function: actin binding. The record is from RefSeq and is a predicted model, not a curated record. The transcript has 20 exons.